This is a messenger RNA of Daldinia loculata, 1884 nucleotides long. RefSeq lists its product as uncharacterized. The coding region runs from base 1 to 1884 and encodes 627 amino acids. The transcript has a single exon. NCBI's taxonomy places the organism in Eukaryota, Fungi, Ascomycota, Sordariomycetes, Xylariales, Hypoxylaceae. The record is from RefSeq and is a predicted model, not a curated record.
AUGUUCCUGCAUUCGGGAGCUAGCCUGCAUGGCCAUGAGUAUUCAAAUCGGCCGAACCCUCAGCCUGGUCAUCGACGAAAUUCUCUCCUGCGAUCUGCUUUUGCAGCACCUAUAAAACGAUCUUCCUCGUAUCACCCUAGCACUUCACCCUCACUUAAUGAACCUACUUCGCCUGAUUUACGGCGACCUCGUCCUCUUUCAGAAUAUAUACCUAGGACCCCCGACGCUACUGUGAAAUUCCAAGAGCCCCGAUGCGAUUCGACGGCGGCCAAGCUGGAAGCAAUGAGCGAGGAUGAAGGCUCAAUUGCAUCUGAUAGUGACGCGAGCCGCGUAUCGUCUUCGGCUCGUCGCAACCGGAGGAGAGUCAUGCGGAAAAGCACUACCUUCCUCCUCGCGCACCCGCCUCCAAGGCUGGGCAGCAAGCAGCGUUUAAUACAUAUACGACCCAAGCUAUUGCUUCAGAUGCAGCAGUUAGCAGCCAACAGGCGCCCAAGACCAGCUAUUGACGUAUUUCCAUCCUUUGCCGUAGCUGGACCUUUGAUUGUACCUUUGCUGAAGCGCUUUCCUCUCAUCGCCCGCAUCAAGCGAGAGUUAGGUAUCCGGGAUAUCAUGCUGGUCAAGAGUGAAGACUAUGAUGCGCAAGCUUCUGGGUUAGACAGUGACGGUGACGACGACAACCUGAAGUCCCGCGAGCUGUUAGCGAUAUUAAGUCCAGUCUUGACAGAAGACAAAGCCGAAAUCGUGCUAGCCGACGGGACAGUCUGGACCGCAACGCCACGGUUCAAUGGUGUCGGUUCCUGUUCCUAUGAUUUCGUCACUGUUGAUUCGAAUGGAAACACCACGACAGCCAGAUGGGUUCGCAAGCAGAUGGCAACUAAAUCCUUGCCAGUCACGCCGACCUCGCCAGGUUUCACGCCUACGAUACCUGUGCCCGACUGCAAAUUCACCUUUAGCAUAAUCGAUCCUAAUUGCCGACGCCAUCCUAUCAUGGCCACCCUAACAAAUUCUUCACUCGAUAUACUAGACUCUUAUACAACUGUCUCGCAGUCCGCUAGCCGUUAUCCUCCGACUUCUCCUAUGUUAUCUGCAUCUACUUCGCCCGCCAACGGAGAGAACAUUCCUAAGCGAACAACUCUGCAAGUCGAAGAUUGGCAGAAAACUUUUAUUACCAUAUCAGCUAUAUGGGUAAUACUUCGUCACGGGUGGUCCCCUAAUUGGAAGCCGGCAGAUUUUGGUAACCUAUCCCCGACUUCUCCCACCACGCCGGUAGGCGCAAGCGCAUCAGCUCGGAACCGGUCUGCGAGUGUAAAUUUGGAGAUGGCCUCAAAGCCUAGUGCUCCUAACGCUGGUAGCCGACGGAAACUCUCAGGUGCCCUGCCGAUGGGCGAUCAGCUUACACCGAACGUGUUACCUAGGAGGGCGACAUCCACUGGGACUGGCUUCAUACAGAGGUCGAACGCCACGAAGAUAGAAACACGCAACCGAGCCAGAAGUAGUCCUAGGCAAGAAUCAAAGAAUAAGCGAGGGUUCAAAGGCGAUUGGGAAGUAAGCCUCCCGGAUCGGAGCCAAGCGAGUCCGUUAGCAGCCGUAUUGGAUUCGCCAUCUACGCUCACCCCAAUUGACCUUGCUUCACAAAGCAAUUCCACAUCAUCAGCAUCAUCUUCUUUGUCUACGAGGCACCGGGUUAUUUCGGCAUCUUAUUCGGCCAACCCGGUAUCCCUCGAACCCAUUGAAAUCGAAUUUAGCGAAAGCCCUAGCCUUCGGUGCAAAUCCUCAGUUCGGAAUCUAGUGCAAGAAACCGACAGGGAAGACCAAGACCGGAAAGCAAAGCACCAGAAAUGGAAGAACAUGUCACACUGGUUUCGAAAGCUGCAUGGGCGGUAG